Drosophila willistoni is the source of this 860-nucleotide messenger RNA. RefSeq lists its product as uncharacterized. The record is from RefSeq and is a predicted model, not a curated record. NCBI's taxonomy places the organism in Eukaryota, Metazoa, Arthropoda, Insecta, Diptera, Drosophilidae. The transcript is spliced from 2 exons. The coding region runs from base 69 to 860 and encodes 263 amino acids.
UAAUUGGUACAUUGGACAAGGAAUGCCCGCACUGUCAAGCCCUUAAAUUUAAAAAUGAGCCAAUUAAGAUGUGUUGCUCAUCAGGAAAAGUGAAACUUCCAGAAAUUGAAACACCGCCGGAACCAUUGCACGGCCUCCUUAUUGGUACUGAUCCAAAUUCUUCGCUGUUCUUGCGUUCAAUUCGGCAAUUCAAUUCACCAUUUGCAACGCGCAUUGUCAGCGAGCUGGACGCUCUGUUAAAUGAGCACAACGAAUUGUUGAAAUUAUUCAAAUCACAUAUGUAUAAGCUACAAAGUGACAAUCACGCUAUUUUCAUCAAUCCUGAUAGAACACCAGCUGGAGGGCAUAUACGUCGAUUCAACGCACCUGUUGUUGACGACGUGGUUGGAAUCAUGGUUGGCGACCAUACAGCUACGCGACAAAUCGUGAUUCGAAGAAGAAAUAAUUCUCUUCAGUCCAUUCCUGAUACCCAUCGUUUAUAUGAUGCUCUCCAAUAUCCACUCAUUUUUUGGAAGGGACAAGACGGAUAUUGCAUAAACCUUAAGCAACGAGAUCCGGUAACAGCAAUAAAAUUACCAACCGCAAUUUUAAUUUUUCAAAAGCGGGCACAGCGAAGCGUGGCAGGGCAUGUGAACAUGCGCGUUCAAACGCUUCAGGAUCCCUCCGCCGAAACUUUUUCGAAACAGCUAUUAGAUAUUGGCAAUGGGAAAGUUGCCGUACAUGAAAAUACUGGAUCAAUAAAAUUACCAACCGGUUUUUGCACAAUCGUCCACUCGCAAGAUGUUCUCAUCGACUGUAUAUUUCCCGAUGUACACACACAAUAUAUAAUCUUGAGUGGCUGGCAGAAAGAGCCAUUUUAG